This is a messenger RNA of Thamnophis elegans (Western terrestrial garter snake), 368 nucleotides long. Its product is annotated as neuroepithelial cell-transforming gene 1 protein-like. The transcript has 3 exons. Lineage: Eukaryota; Metazoa; Chordata; Lepidosauria; Squamata; Natricidae. The record is from RefSeq and is a predicted model, not a curated record. Bases 33 to 368 code for a protein of 111 amino acids.
UGAGCCGGCGCCGCUUUUGGGCCUCGCUCGGCAUGGAAGGCGCCCCGCUGGCCGCCAAGCCCCCCGUGCGGAGGACGGGAAGGCCGCGCAGGCAGCAGAAGGAGCCGCGGCCACGGCCCAGCCUCCCGGGCGGCGCGGGGCUGGAGGAGACCCCCGGCGGGGCCCAAAGGGGGGAGGCCGCCUCCGCUUCCUCCUGUGGGCGGUACCCUUUGCGACGAGGAAGUUCAUUCACGUUUCUAACUCCUGGAUCACAGUGGGAUUUUACUUUGAAAAGGAAGCGGAGAGAGAGAGACGAUGACGCGGUCAGUAUUUGUAGCUUCGAUCUGAAGGUAAUUAAAAUGUUCUCCCCUGAAUGUCCUGUCCAUUAA